Messenger RNA from Sorex fumeus (smoky shrew), 866 nucleotides. It is a transcript of the gene PMM2, whose product is annotated as phosphomannomutase 2. The transcript has 8 exons. The record is from RefSeq and is a predicted model, not a curated record. Gene Ontology annotation, biological process: protein N-linked glycosylation; mannose metabolic process; GDP-mannose biosynthetic process. The coding region runs from base 22 to 774 and encodes 250 amino acids. Gene Ontology annotation, cellular component: cytosol. Lineage: Eukaryota; Metazoa; Chordata; Mammalia; Eulipotyphla; Soricidae. Gene Ontology annotation, molecular function: phosphomannomutase activity.
UUACGUGUCGGCGCGGGAGCGAUGGACGCCGGGGCCGUGGCCGAGCCCGGCCGGACACUCUGCCUGUUCGACGUGGACGGGACGCUGACGGCCCCGCGGCAGAGAAUCACCAAGGAAAUGGAAGACUUCCUGCAGACCCUGAGGCAGAAGGUCAAAAUCGGAGUCGUAGGCGGGUCGGACUUUGAGAAGAUGCAGGAGCAGCUGGGGAACGACGUGGUGGAGAAAUACGAUUACGUGUUCCCGGAAAACGGCCUGGUCGCGUACAAAGAUGGGAAGCUCCUGGGGAAACAGAACAUUCAGAGUCACCUGGGCGAGGCCCUGAUCCAAGACCUCAUCAACUACUGCCUGAGCUACAUCGCGAGAAUCAAGCUCCCGAAGAAGAGGGGCACCUUCAUCGAGUUCCGCAGCGGGAUGCUGAACGUGUCCCCGAUCGGGAGGAGCUGCAGCCAGGAGGAGCGCCUCGAGUUCGUGGAGCUGGACAAGAAAGAAAACAUCAGACAGAAGUUUGUGACGGAGCUGCGGAGAGAGUUCGCCGGGAAGGGAGUGACCUUUUCCAUAGGCGGCCAGAUCAGCAUCGACGUCUUUCCCGAGGGCUGGGACAAGCGUUACUGUCUGGGCCACGUGCAGGAGGACGGCUUCCAGACCGUCUACUUCUUCGGAGACAAGACCAUGCCCGGCGGCAACGACUACGAGAUCUUCUCGGACCCCCGGACGCUGGGCUACACGGUGUCGGCGCCCGAGGACACGCGCAGGAUCUGCGAGGGGCUCUUCUGAGGACCCCACCCGCACCGCACUUUGGACCUCAGCAGGGCUGGGGACCCCCGGGGCCCCUGGGAGCAGGACCAGGGGCCCCAGACAACGGUUGA